GUCGGUCGACAGCAAGUGAGGCCAAUUACUGCACACAAGCAAGGGGGCUCGCCAACAGCUCGACUGGUGAUGACUUUCAGCUGGUGCACAAAGUAGAGUUCCUGGAUUCUUCAUCAAGUAGCAAAAUCGCACCUAUGGAGAACGUCGUAGUAGUAUGUCUGGUUCUCAUUCUUGCCGCUGGGGUCAGGUCAAAAGAGUGUGGAGUGAAGAGGCUAAAAUCUGAUCCAGGAGCCGAACGACCGUGGUUGGGCUCAAUUGUACAAUAUGGCUCCGGAAAAAACCCCGACUUCCUCUGUAUGGGAACACUUAUCAGCAACCAGCACAUCUUGACUGCGGCACACUGCUUUGAUGGAAAGCCACUGAGUCCUAGGCGAUAUUCAGUUCAACUCGAAUCUGAGUCGUCCGAUUCUGGCACAGAAUACAACAUUCACUUCAUCACCCGCCAUCCGUCGUAUGUACGUGGGCAGACAUAUAAUGACCUCGCCAUCCUCACACUGCGAACGGAAGUGCCAGACGUCACUGUCCCAGUCUGCCUUCCAGACCCCGCGGAGUCUCUGGACAACAUGCGGGCUUAUGUCGGCGAGUGGCUUCCGAAGACACCAGGUGGCAAGGAUCCUUACGCACUCAGCUCCCAAUUAGCUCUUAUUUCGACCAAUGAGGAGUGCAAUAAAUAUUACGGUGAGAUUCAGCUAAGCGAAUUAAGCCGUGGACUGCAGGGCAGUCAGGUGUGCACCGAUAGUCGCAGAGGUCAUGGAGACUGCAAUAGGUUAACCGCGUCGCCAUUGAUGGUCACGGAUCGCAAACAGCGUUGGCACGUAGUAGCGGUCGCGUCAUAUCGACACAACUGCGACGUUGACGACACUCACCCUGGUAUCUACACUCGUGUCGGCGACCACCUGUCCUGGAUCCAAGGGGUUAUGCGCAGCUAAACCUGUUCAUCGGUCGUAAUACUACGAUAUUUCUUUGCACAAUGAUUUCCCUGCUAUGCAAACGCUUCCAUUUCCAUCACAAAGAUAUUUGUAUUCCGUAACUUGCACCCCGUAUUAUUCGUGUAAAUAAAUGAUGUUUAAUAUU
Molecule: messenger RNA, 1074 nt
Organism: Ornithodoros turicata
Lineage: Eukaryota; Metazoa; Arthropoda; Arachnida; Ixodida; Argasidae
Product: clotting factor B-like
Exons: 7
Coding region: 135-929 (264 amino acids)
Biological process (GO): proteolysis
Molecular function (GO): serine-type endopeptidase activity
Source: RefSeq, a predicted model, not a curated record